AUGUCGUUCGCUAGACUCACAAAGGCCUCGCUCGCGGCCGUCCUGGCCGUGUGCGCCAGCGCCGCGUGCGCCGCCAACACUUCCUCCGGCCUCGUCGCCUCGACGUACUUUGCCGGAUACCACGCCAACCGCGGCUUCGCCGUGAGUCAGAUGCCGUGGGAGAAGUACACCGACGCCAAGUACGCCUUCGCCGAGACCUCCGAGGACGGCAGCCUCAACUUGACCAAGUCGGCUCCCGACCAGCUUCCCGUCUUCGUUUCGGAGGCCAAGAAGAACAACGUGAAGGCCCUGGUUUCUAUUGGAGGCUGGACCGGCAGCCGUUGGUUCAGCACCGCCUUCGGCAGCGCGGAGAACCGCACUGCUUUCGUCAAGACCUGCCUUGACCUCGUCGAGAAGUACAACCUCGACGGUCUCGACUUCGACUGGGAGUACCCCAACCGCCAGGGUCUCGGCUGCAACGCCAUCAACAAGGACGACACCGCCAACUUCCUGUCCUUCCUCCAGGAGCUCCGCCAGAAGCAGUCCAAGCAGCUCUACCUUACCGCCGCCACCAGCCUAUUCCCCUGGUACGAUGCCACCGGCGUCAGCAGCGUCAACGGCACCCUCUCCGGCUUCGCCAAGGAGCUCGACUACCUCAUGAUCAUGGCUUACGACAUCUACGGCGCCUGGGCCGCCACCGGCGGACCCAACGCGCCCCUCGCCUACACCUGCGACUCCCGCAACAACCAGGGUGGCGCCAAGGAGGGCGUCGAGAAGUGGAUCAACGCCGGCAUCCCCGCCAACAAGCUUGUCCUCGCCGUCGGUGCCUACGGCCACGGCUUCUCCGUCAACACCACCAGCGCCUUCUCCGGCAGCAACACGCUGAACGCCUACCCCGUCCAGAACAGCACCAACCGCUUCCAGGGCAGCAGCUGGGACGACGACCCGCGCGUCGAUGAGUGCGGCAACGCCUCGCCCCCCUCUGGCACCUACACCUUCUGGAGCCUGAUCACCGAGGCCAAGUUCCUCGACGAGGCUGGCAAGCCGCUCCAGGGCAUCGCCACCGGAUUCGACAACUGCAGCAUGACCCCCUUCAUGUACAACGAGACUGCUCAGGUCUGGGUUUCCUACGACAACACCGAGUCGCUGACUGCCAAGGGCAAGUAUCUCACCGGCGCCGGCAUGGCUGGCUUCGCCAUGUGGGAGGCUGGCGGUGACUAUAAGAACAUCCUCAUCGACUCCAUCCGCUCUGCUGUUGGAUUGUAA
Messenger RNA from Colletotrichum chrysophilum, 1245 nucleotides. RefSeq lists its product as uncharacterized. Gene Ontology annotation, molecular function: chitin binding; chitinase activity. The transcript is spliced from 2 exons. NCBI's taxonomy places the organism in Eukaryota, Fungi, Ascomycota, Sordariomycetes, Glomerellales, Glomerellaceae. Bases 1 to 1245 code for a protein of 414 amino acids. Gene Ontology annotation, cellular component: extracellular region. The record is from RefSeq and is a predicted model, not a curated record. Gene Ontology annotation, biological process: chitin catabolic process; carbohydrate metabolic process.